AUGGCCUUGGCUGAUCUAGACUACGGUUUGAAGGUGAAAGACAGUCAGUUUCUCCGGCUCCCCGGUGCACAGAGAAUAGGAAACCCCACGUGGCGUAGCCCAGAAGCGCAAACGGGGAAGGGAAUCCAUAAAAAGUCGGGUGUGCUCUUGUGGGGAGUUGACUCGGUUGCAGCAGAAGAACAUUUGCUUAUCACCACUAUCCUAUUGCCUCUAUACAAUCACGGGGUUGGAGAUUCUGCACGUGGAUUUCCAGGAGCUAAGGGAAUCAGGUUUCACGCCAGGAUAGGCCGUUUUGACUAG
Paracoccidioides brasiliensis Pb18 is the source of this 300-nucleotide messenger RNA. RefSeq lists its product as uncharacterized. The transcript has a single exon. The coding region runs from base 1 to 300 and encodes 99 amino acids. The record is from RefSeq and is a predicted model, not a curated record.